Ricinus communis (castor bean) is the source of this 2344-nucleotide messenger RNA. RefSeq lists its product as uncharacterized. The transcript has 11 exons. Lineage: Eukaryota; Viridiplantae; Streptophyta; Magnoliopsida; Malpighiales; Euphorbiaceae. The coding region runs from base 211 to 1908 and encodes 565 amino acids. The record is from RefSeq and is a predicted model, not a curated record.
UUAAAUGGUAUAUAAAUCUGACAUCAUUUCUUAAAUGCUGUCAUUAAAAUCAACCCACAUGAAAUUACAUAAAAAAAAAAAAGAGGGGGCUGGCAGGUAAUAGCUAUCGUCAAAACAAAACGAACACAGCACACACACAGACAUUCGACACUUACUACUAAGUAUCAACUUCAAUGCUUUGAUCAUUUCAAGAAACCCAAAAAGAAAAAAAUGUGCUCGUCAGCUACUGCAUCUCCACCUUCUCUCUUCCUUGGCGCCACCAGUCCUCGCUCUCUUAUACGCCACCGUAAUGGGCCAUUUGUUUUAAUUUCCCCAUACUCAUUUCUCAGAUCCAAAAACCCUAGACUCCUUCGCUUAUCCGCUUCUCUCACCGAUAAUCACCCUGACACCACCACCUCCUCUUGGUUCUCUCCCGCUUACUCCUCCACCUUCGACGUCGACGACGGCUAUAAUGGUUGGGCUGUCCUUGAACAUCCUUCUCCUCCUCGGAGCCAUAAGAACGAAGGAUUAUCUGCAAUUUUGAUUGGUGGUGGGAGUUGUGUUGUUGCUAUGGUUGCUGCUGCUGCUUAUUUCUCGUUCUCUAGAAAGGGGUUUAAUUUGAAAUUUCAGAGUCAGUCGCAUGGAAUUACAAGUCCAAUUGAGAGUACGUCAGAUAGAAUUGAAGUUGUUUCUGAGUUUAUACCGGAAGCCCCUGGAGAAGCUCUAGCUCCAGCCUCUUCGCAGAGGCUUGAACGAGAUAAAGUGGCAGUUCUUGUGGAUUCAAAUCAACUGGAAGCUCUAUCAGUUCUGAAGAAACUUAAGAUCAUUGAAGAUGAUGUAAGAGCUGAUGAAUUGUGCACCAGAAGGGAAUAUGCUAGAUGGUUAGUCCGGCUAAAUUCAUUGUUGGAAAGGAAUCCGAAACAUAGAAUUGCUUGUCUAUCACUUUGUGGUUCUAUACUUGCUGCUUUUGAUGAUGUGAGUGUUGAAGAUCCUGAUUUUGAUUCCAUCCAAGCUCUUGCGGAGGCUGGCUUCAUUCCCAGCAAGAUAUCAGGGAGCCAUUGCUGUUCUGACACCUCAAAAGGAGAUGAAAGCUUCUGCUUUCACCCUGAGAGGUUUAUUUCUCGGCAGGACAUGAUCAACUGGAAAGCUCAGUUAGAAUAUCAAUUUUUGCCUAGAAUAACUGAACAGAUGUCAAGGAUAAGAGUAGAUUAUAUGGAUAUGAAGGAUAUCAGCUCAGAGGCAUCAUCUGAAUUCCUUAUCGACUUAUUGGCUGCGGACAAGAGCAUAAUUAGAAAAGUUUUUGGACAGAGUAGGCGGUUUCAACCAAAUAAACCUUUGACAAAGGCACAAGCAGCAGUGGCAUUAAUAAGUGGUCGGAUGUCCGAAGCAGUUUAUAAUGAAAUAUUAAGAGUGGAAGCUGAUAAUUCUUCAAGGCAAGCUGCACUAAAAGAAAUAAGGUCUGAAUUGCUUGAGAAAGGAGACAUAGAGAGGUUUUGGCGUGAGAAGAAUAGUGAAGAAAGAACUCGUGGCCUUGAGGUUCAAAAACUAUAUGUUACUGUUUUACAUGAUUUGGAACAGGAGAAAACUGUCCAGUUGAAAGCAUUGGCAGAAUAUUUGAAGGAGAGGGCAGCCAUGGACUGUCAGAGGCAACUGCUUCUUCAUUUGAAGGAAGAGGUUGAUGAGAUGUCAGAAAGGCUUACAUCUGAGAGGGCUAUGUAUGUAGCUGAGCAGGGUAAUCUACAGGAACUACUCGGUGAAUUACAGGCCAGGCAGGAAGGGAUGCUUGACAAAAAAUGUGUACUGGAAGCUGAAAUAGAAGCUAUUCGAAUUCUUAGAUCUUGGGUAGAGGAUGAAGCUAGGAAAAGCCAAGCCCGUGCUAAAGUUCUCGAGGAGGUAGGAAGAAGGUGGAAAUGGGACAACCAAGCCUAAAUACUACAGUCCACUGAUGGAGAUCAAUCAAACUUCCCUGAUGUAAUUUUUUUUUUUACCUUGAUAGAGGAAUAUGUAAGAAAUCAUGAUUGAUAAUGUUAUACGGGAUGGGGGAUACUGGUUCUUUGUCAUUGCUUUUGAAUGGAUUAAGCAACUAGAGAAUUGAUGAGAUUGGAGGUGAUAAUUGACAAAGAUAUCAUCGUCAAUUCUUAAGAGUAUGUUGAGCGGCAAUCCUCUUGAGAAUUUAUUGGUUACACCAGUUAGAGCUGAUUCGGUGCAUGAUUCAGCUUUCUCUCUUGUUGUAUUAUGCAGCUUGCACUAUGUUCUGGGGGUUUCGCACCAAUUUGUAUUGAGAUUGUGCAGUCGCAGUCCCCUAUUCUGAAUGUAUGACUUCCCAAUCAAUAAGCAAGCUAUAAAAUUCCUUCAUUAUUUCGGA